Messenger RNA from Jaminaea rosea, 1628 nucleotides. RefSeq lists its product as hypothetical. Bases 100 to 1278 code for a protein of 392 amino acids. The transcript is spliced from 2 exons. The record is from RefSeq and is a predicted model, not a curated record. Lineage: Eukaryota; Fungi; Basidiomycota; Exobasidiomycetes; Microstromatales.
CGAGCGUUUCGCCUCAUCUGGCCUCACCUCGCAGUCGCAAGCGCAACAAGAGUCGCCGUUUUUGACGUCACGACGGGCGAGCUCGUCGAGCAAUUCGAGAUGUCUCAACCUACUCAGCCAGACUGGGGAGUCUUAUACAUCGAAAUGGACGAGCAGCACAUCUUUGUAUUGCGCGCUACUGUCCGUGGCGGCCAGCGCGACGGUCUAUACGUGUACGAGCGUAUGAAGGGGGGGCGCGAGCUCUGGAGCCCACUGGCACCUCCGUUCCUGCGAUCACAGAUCAUUUGGACCGCUGAGGGACGUCAAAUGGACUUUCUGCGGUACGACGGCGAGCCGCUACAGUCCUGCUCGACGCUCGGCUUUGCGCAACAGCUCAUGCCAGCAACUUGUGAAGAUCAAGACCUCUACGAGCGCACAGAUUGGUGUAAUGCCGUACACGUCGAUACGCGCACUGGAAGUUUAUGUCUCGCCGGUGAUCAAGGAGGCUUGAUGGUCAUUCCAGACUACAAGGAGGCUUUCAGGCGACCUUGCCCUGCCUCGAGCCCAUCAGAAGAGGAGCCUCAGCCGGGCAUCCCAACCAUUGGCGUUGGAGCGGACAUUAGCAGAUCGAUAUACCCCUACCUGGCCGUCGCUGACGGCAUAGCUGCAUUCACUUGCGCUGCAGAUAGUCUGCCUGUCUGGAUCGACCUGGAAAAGUUGAUUUGCUCAAGACACAACGAGGAUAUCGAUUGCGAAGCAAGCGAGGUCAUUUUGCCAACGUUGAGCACCUUCUAUCCUGGUGAUCCCCUACUGAUGGACUGCUGCGGUUACGAUUUCACCGGUGCACAAUGCAUGCAGAUUGACGCCCGCCAACUUGUCAUGACCUGCAGAACGAUGACCGACGUCGAAACAGGCAGGUUUGGCGGCUUUAGAUAUCAAUCACGCAGCAUUGCCCUUCGGCUGGACCUGGGUGACAUACUGAAGGCAAAGCUCGCUCAGCCGUCUCAACCAUUUGAGAGACAGGCAUACCAGACUCGCGUUCAUUUCCCGAGGCGUACCGCUGCCCAAGAGGCAGAGAAGGCGAGCUGGCGCCGUCUUCAAGACCAAGACCCAGAGGUGAAGCUUCACUUGCCCUCCUCGGACUUUAUCACUGCGAGCUUCGAGUCGUGGAAAGAUAGCUGCUACCACUGCCACACUAUCACAGUAGACGACGAGGUCAGAGCAAGCGGGCUCGGUCAGAUCAUACUCGACGAGUUCCUAUCGUCCUCAGCAGCUCGGCCACCUGCAAGAGUCUCAUGAUGGUGGAUGCCACGCUCCGGGGAGCUUCCCAACGUCCUACCAGGAGCACGUCUGACCUGUCGAGCGCGAUCAACAGCGUAUGUCUCGCGGGCGAAGGGUGGAGGACCGUAGUCCUCAUGCACCUCAUCCGUCUCCUCAUGCCCGUCAAUUGUAUUCCGAAGAAGCGAUGCAGUUGAUCUCUACCAUCAUCAGGCUCAUCAUUGUCAAUAUAUCGAUACCUUCCUCAUCGCUUUCGUCCUCCUACUAGCUCUCAACUCCUGCCCAAUCGUCCGCGGAUCCAUCUUCGGCUUCACUUUUCGUCCAGCCCGUGGCACUGCUGUUGUCCUCUUGGUUCUCGAGCCCGUCAAAGC